CGGGCAAUGGGGCCACGCGUGGUGCUGCGGCCGCUCCGGGUGCUCCUGCUACUACUACCGGAGCUGCUGCUGCUGUACGGGGCUAAGGAGGUCGCGUCCCCGCCGCCGCGUCUCACGCAGCCCACUCUCUCGCCGCCGCCCGCCGUAACGAACGGGAGUCAGCCGGGCGCGCUGCACAACAGUACGCACGCGCGUUUCCCAGGGACGCCGGGCUCACCGCUGCUGCGCUCCUUGUACGUGCUCACUGGCCUCUGCGGCCUGGCCGCGCUCUAUUUCCUUAUCCGGGCGUUCAGGUUGAAGAAGCCCCAGAGGAGGAGGUAUGGCCUCUUGGCCAACACUGAGGACCCUGCUGAGAUGGCUUCAAUGGACAGUGAGGAGGAGACACUCUUUGAGGCCAGGAAUCUAAGAUGAUGCUGAGGUGGGGGAGGCGAUGUUUCCAGAGGCAAUGGCAGAAGGACAGAGUUGGGACCCACUGCAGGGGCCAGCACACCUGACCUGUUUUGUUGGAACCUGUGCUGCUACCUGCCUGCUUGCCUUUUUUGACUCUCUGC
This is a messenger RNA of Otolemur garnettii (small-eared galago), 551 nucleotides long. It is a transcript of the gene FAM174C, whose product is annotated as chromosome unknown C19orf24 homolog. The transcript is spliced from 3 exons. Lineage: Eukaryota; Metazoa; Chordata; Mammalia; Primates; Galagidae. Bases 7 to 411 code for a protein of 134 amino acids. Gene Ontology annotation, cellular component: extracellular region. The record is from RefSeq and is a predicted model, not a curated record.